AUUGGCGCACAUCUUGGAGUAAUCGAUUUUAAUGUUAAAAAACCUGUCAGCUUCAGGAAAGUGCUUAUCUGGGUUAACAACUUAAAAUGUUUAUGUAACUAUAAAUUUUUAGGUCAGUCUACUGUGUGCUUUGUUAGACAAAGUCAGUUGGUCUUAAAAAAAUUAAGUAAAAUUAUUGAAGACUAUUCAGACAGACUUAGGAUUUGCUCAUGUGUAUCAGAAUUAGGUUUUGCAAAUAUUGUUGUACUAUAUUUGAAGGUAUUUCAGCAUUUUAAAUGAUCUUAUUUUCUCUUGCAAGUUUUGGUUUGGGUUUUUUUUUGACUCGUAAGUGGUGCAUAAAUAAUUGGAGUUUAGGUUUUGCCAUGAAUAUGUUAUUCAUGGCUAUGUGGUGAUUUGUCUUAGCUGUCUAAGAAAUAAGCCACGUUUAUUUCUGAGAGAGCAAGAAAUAUGUAGUGUUGUCGUGACUGAGGGAAAUUAAAGGAGGGUUUUUUGCCCCUUUUAUCAGUUGUCAUCUGAGGUAAGGAGAAGGUAUGUGUUGAAAUCUUGCUUCCCUUCCUCAAACUGUACAUGCAGCGGAAGCAGAUGCAUCAUUCCACCAGAUAAGAUAGAGAGCAGUAGUCGUCUUCUGGACCAAAAGUCUCAUAACCUCUCACUGGGCUUGCUGCUAUGCUGGUGACUGAUCUACAGAUAACUGAUUUGUGCCAGGCCUUUCACAGUAUUCCGCUGGUGCCCUGGUGUUCGUAUGCGUUUCAAGAAAACAGAAGUAUGCCAGACAUGCAGCAAGCUGAAGAACGUCUGUCAGACCUGUCUGCUUGACCUGGAAUAUGGUUUGCCUAUUCAAGUCCGGGAUGCAGGACUCUCCCUUAAGGAUGAAAUGCCGAAGUCUGACGUCAAUAAAGAGUACUACACCCAAAACAUGGAACGAGAGAUAUCCAAUUCUGAUGGCACUAGACCAGUUGGUGCACUAGGAAAAGCUACUUCCACCAGCGACAUGCUGCUGAAGCUGGCUCGGACCACUCCUUACUAUAAACGUAACCGUCCUCACAUCUGUUCCUUCUGGGUAAAAGGAGAAUGCAAGAGGGGAGAAGAGUGUCCCUACAGACAUGAGAAACCUACAGAUCCAGAUGAUCCUCUGGCUGAUCAGAACAUCAAAGAUCGUUACUAUGGAAUUAAUGAUCCUGUGGCUGAUAAACUUCUGAAACGAGCGUCAACCAUGCCUCGUCUAGACCCCCCUGAUGACAAGACUAUUACUACACUGUAUGUUGGAGGGCUUGGAGAUACUAUCACUGAAUCAGAUCUCAGAAAUCACUUCUACCAGUUUGGGGAGAUUCGGACGAUAACUGUAGUGCAGAGACAACAGUGUGCUUUCAUCCAGUUUGCCACCCGGCAAGCUGCAGAAGUGGCUGCUGAGAAAUCCUUCAACAAACUCAUUGUCAAUGGUCGCAGGCUCAAUGUCAAAUGGGGAAGGUCCCAGGCAGCAAGAGGAAAAGAAAAGGACAAGGAAGGUACUACAGAAUCUGGGAUAAAGCUGGAGCCAGUUCCAGGACUUCCCGGAGCUCUCCCCCCUCCUCCAGCUGCAGAAGAGGAGGCUUCUGCAAAUUACUUCAACCUACCUCCAAGUGGCCCUCCAGCCGUGGUUAACAUUGCCUUGCCACCUCCUCCUGGCAUUGCUCCACCACCACCUCCAGCAGGUUUUGGACCACACAUGUUCCAUGCCAUGGGGCCCCCGCCUCCCUUCAUGAGAGCCCCAGGCCCCAUUCAUUACCCGUCUCAAGAUCCCCAGAGGAUGGGUGCCCACGCGGGAAAGCACAGCAGCCCCUAGCAGGUCGUGCCAGCCUCAUCAUUUAAGUAAAUGUUAUUUUCUAGUUACCAUGGUAGCAUCAUAUGUUGAGCUGUGGGUGAGCUAGAGAAGCCUUAUUUCCCUGCUUGCAGACACUGGGCAAGCUGAGCUCCGUGUCUCCGCUAGCUAAUCGGAUUGUUGAUACAUCCCAGUUCUUUCAUUUAGUGUGGGGAGGGUGGGGAAGGGUGGGGGGCAGACAAAAGGGCUGUCGGGGGUCUGUGGAUCAGGUGUACCAGAAUUACAGUGCUAUCCGUGUAUCCCGUUUGCACACUUUUGAAAUAAACUUCUGGAAAAACAAAA
Messenger RNA from Aquila chrysaetos chrysaetos, 2140 nucleotides. It is a transcript of the gene RBM22, whose product is annotated as RNA binding motif protein 22. Gene Ontology annotation, cellular component: U2-type catalytic step 1 spliceosome; U2-type catalytic step 2 spliceosome; Prp19 complex. NCBI's taxonomy places the organism in Eukaryota, Metazoa, Chordata, Aves, Accipitriformes, Accipitridae. Gene Ontology annotation, molecular function: pre-mRNA binding; U6 snRNA binding; metal ion binding. Bases 743 to 1822 code for a protein of 359 amino acids. The record is from RefSeq and is a predicted model, not a curated record. The transcript has 9 exons.